AUGUCUUCCGACAACUAUUCGCAAGCGCCUGGCGCCCGGCCUCCUCAUAUAACGGUCAAUUCGGGUAACGAAGGAGAUAUGGUUGAAAGCUUGCGUUCAGAUAGUUCAUCAGGCACAGGCGUAGGGCCAGGGACACCGGGAGCAUCCAGAAACUUAUUACCACAACGACCACCACCUCCUGGUACUGCGGUAUACGGUGCUCCGGGAGUGGCGGAUUCUUCAGAGAUGCUAUUACCACCACGGUCACGAGGCCCAAAACCAUACCAAGAUGAUCCAACUGAUAGCCCUACCUCUCGUUCUGUAUCAGGUAUGUCUUCAAGGAGAACAAGUUGGGAUUCAGAAACGGGGAGUAGAGACAGUCGGUAUGGUGCUUCGCCAUUCGCUUCGCCAUUCGACGAUUCGAGAGCACCUUCGAGGUCUGGUAGUAUAGAUGACAAUGUCAACACGCAGACGGUUUCAGAAAAGUACAACAUUAUGCCCUCGGCAGGCCUGUUACUCUUUCCGGAAGAUAUAGAGAAGGACGAUUACCUCCACAAUCCCGACCCUAACGAGAAGGAUUCCGAAAAGUGCGAUAUAUGGAACAAGCGAGGAAUGACGAACAUUGGAGGACUGAUUUUCGUGACCCUUGGGGUCUUGGUAUUGUUCAUUGGAUACCCUGUCUUGACUGCCGCUCGAAGAGUUAUCAAUCCUCCGAAAAGCAACUGUGAGCUGGAUGCCAGCUGUUUAUCGGAUAGUGUUGCAUUGCUUUCGAAUAUUAGGAGUGGACUCAUCGAUCCGGAUACUCCGAGUACCGCUACGACCAGGACGUCAGCCGAUGGAAAGAAGUUGAAGCUCGUGUUCUCGGAUGAAUUCAAUACGGAUGGGCGAACUUUCUACGAUGGUGACGAUCCAUUCUUCCAGGCAAUGGAUAUCUGGUAUGGUGUUACUCAAGACAUAGAGUGGUAUGAUCCAGAUGCUGUAACGACCGCCAACGGAACACUUAACCUGCGAAUGGACGCGUUUCAAAGCCACAAUCUCAACUACCGGUCAGGUAUGGUCCAGUCAUGGAAUCAACUGUGCUUCAAAGGUGGUCGAUUGGAGGCAAGCAUUUCCUUGCCGGGUCGUGGUGACAUUCAGGGUUUCUGGCCUGGUUUCUGGGCUAUGGGGAAUCUUGGACGACCUGGAUUUCCCGCAACUACGGACGGCAUGUGGCCUUACAGUUAUUGGGACAAGUGCGACGCCGGUAUUACCGCAAAUCAGAGUUCUGCAGAUGGAAUAAGUUUGCUGCCUGGAAUGAGAUUACCGGCUUGUACCUGCGCGAACGAAGAUCAUCCAACUCCUGGCUUCUCUCGAUCCGCUCCGGAAAUUGAUGCUAUCGAAGCUAGUAGCGGCUUCAUGGGCCCAGGUGAAUAUGACGGAGCAACUGGCACUGCGUCCCAAUCUUUCCAAGCUGCACCCUUCGACAUCUUCUACCAACCAGACGCCGAUUAUACCGCGGUCUACGACCACCAGAUUACUGGUAUGAACGUUUAUCGUGGUGGCGUGUACCAACAAGCACUCUCAGCCGUGACUUGGCUCAACAACGACUGGUAUGAUGGCAAGGCUUAUCAAACUUACGGCUUUGAAGCCACUCCGGGAGCUACAGGUGAUAUCUCUUGGUUCGUUGGAGACGACUAUACGUGGAAGGUCGAUGGCCGUGCUACCCGACCGAAUGGAAAUAUUGGCCAGCGUGUUAUUCCCGAAGAACCAAUGGCCUUGAUCAUGAAUUUUGGAAUGUCGAACAGUUUCGCCACGGUAUUCUUAGCAAAUUUGGCAGAGUUGUUACCAGCUACUAUGCGAUUUGACUACGUGAGGAUAUACCAGGAAGAGGGCAAGGAGUCGAUUACCUGUGAUCCUACUGGAUAUGAAACGACGGAAUACAUCGCGGCUCACCCGGAACCUUACGCGAACCCCAAUUUAACCUUGUGGGACAAGACCAAUUACACCUGGCCCCAGAACACAUUAGUCAACGGUUGCACCUAA
Messenger RNA from Lachnellula hyalina, 2001 nucleotides. RefSeq names its product putative beta-glucan synthesis-associated protein. Lineage: Eukaryota; Fungi; Ascomycota; Leotiomycetes; Helotiales; Lachnaceae. The transcript is spliced from 3 exons. Bases 1 to 2001 code for a protein of 666 amino acids. Gene Ontology annotation, cellular component: endoplasmic reticulum membrane; plasma membrane. Gene Ontology annotation, molecular function: glucosidase activity. The record is from RefSeq and is a predicted model, not a curated record. Gene Ontology annotation, biological process: (1->6)-beta-D-glucan biosynthetic process; fungal-type cell wall organization.